UGUUUUUGCAAUAUCUUUCUUUGCAGUUGAGGGCAGCACUGAGAGGGAUGCAUGAAAAUCUGCUGACAUCAUCUCCCCAAGAUCCAGUCAGAGCUUGGCUGGCAGAGAAGCGGAUAGAGAGGGAGGGAGGAGAGGAAGAAUUGCACAUGAGACUGCGGAUUCGACGUGCAUAUAAACAGGCGCAUACUAGACGGUUAGUUUGAGUUCAACACACCAAAGCAGCAUCAAAAAGAAAAAAUCUGACAUCCACAAACACGUGCUGCAGGGAAGAAGCAGGUCGCUAAGUACUCCGCUCCCCCCUCCUCCUCCUCUUCCUCCAUCGCCAUCCCUCCUCCCCUUGUUCACCUUGUCUCUUCUGGCUUUUAUUGUUGCGUCAGAGCCAAAGAGAGGCAGCCACGAGACAAGCAUGCCGGGGGAGAGCGCUCACAGAUCCGUCAACGAGCAUCCGGGGCUGGGAGAGGAUGAUACCGGACUCCCUGGACCAGGCAAAAGCAGACACCCAUCCACAGCGUCCACGCCCAGCGACUGUGGCUCUUCUCCUUCCGAAAGCGGUUCAAGCCCUUCUCCAAGCACCCCUCAGAAGCUCCUACCGUCACACACAUCCCCGUUUGGACCCCGACUAUUUCAUGCGACAUCAAACUCCAGUGGGACUCCAAGACCUCAACCUGAAGGGUCUGACCAGCGGCAGAACAACCUGCCGAGAUUAUCCGUAAAGUUAGGCGGUCAUGGACCUUGUGGCCGCCUUGUCCCUGUUAAAAUGGAGAGAAUCAAAGUUCUGACCGGUUCCGAGGUGGAGAGUGAUUAUCCAGACUCACAGACCAUGGACACUCGAGUGGUGAUGGGUCAGGAGACCCUCCUUAAACCGUCAGAGAUCCUGAAAGGGGCACGGUCUCAUAGCCGCCGCGAUCAAGCUAGCCCGUCAUCAGUUAGCAAAAGCUUUUCUGAAGCUCAGCCAAAAGUAAAUAAGACCCAAAUGGAAACGAGCAAUGAAGAGUGCAAAAUGAAAAAGCCGGACAAAGAAGAUAAACAAACAGAACAGGCUCCGCCCCCAGCCAAGAGUCUUGCAUUACCUUCCUCAUGUUUGGAGCCUGAAUUCACAAAUGAGCAUUUGAUGAUCAAAAAAGAGGAUCAAAGCUUUGCUAGUGUUGAAGUGCCUUCCCAGUCCGUCCACGAGCAGGCCUGUCCUGUGACUCUCUCCUUUUCCGAGCCGACUUAUUCGGUAGACCCGCUCCGAGUGGGCGUGCCCUCGUCCCUGGACCCCGACUUGUACUACACCGCCCCUUCCACUCCCAUCAAGAUGGCGUCACGCUCCUCACAUCUUAAACAUCAUUCCUAUCCCGGCUCUCCCGCUUUCUCCCCGUCACCGGGCUUACCCUCAGACAGCGAUGACCUCUGCUCCCCAGUGACCUCCCCUUCUGGCUCUUAUAUGACAGCUGAGGGUGGAAGCUGGACCUCCUCCUAUGCAUCCUCGGCCUCGCCCUCUACUUCCCCCAACCCUCUGCUCGCAGAAGACGCACAGGAGGCCCGCGCUUGCUUCGUUGGCUCUUUAUCCGAGAUUGGAGAUGAAGUUGGCGAGGAUAAAAUUAGUCCAGAACGGGAGAAGGUAGGCCAAUUUCCCGAGGAUACCAUCAAUCCUCGGCUUGGGAUAACAGGUACAACAAUCCUUGAAGAGGAAGAGGCUCAAAUUGAUGAAGAUGAGAGCAGGAUUGCUGGAGAAAGUCGUUCUUGUUGGGUGAGGAGCAGUAGCGGCCACACCAGUGACUCCCAGGAGGAUGGCGGAGAGUCUGAAAGCUCCCUCUGUCCACUAGAGGAGGCUAGCGAGCAUUCACCUCUCAAACUGGACCCAAGCGCAUCUGACAAAAGUGAUCGAGAAGAAACGGCGGCGGUUAAUCCUGCUCGAUCUUCAUCUAACCCGAAUCGUGACCCCCCUGUCCUUCUCCGUAACUCUCUCAGUUCUGAAGCCUUUGCUCAGCUUUGCUCCGCCGGUUCUUUUAUGUUCUCUCCGGCAGCUUGCGCUGAGGAUAUGUCAGAAGAAGAAAGGAUGAUCCCCGUCUCCCUCAUCCCAUUUCCUCCUCACACCAGCCUCAUCUUUAAAGCCGAUUCCUUUGAAAUCACUCUUUUCCCGACAGAGGAUGACAACGAAGUAGCCGUGGACAGAAACGAAGGCGAGGACGUCGACGCGUACGCGGCCGGAGAGGAGGAAGCGGAUGUUGAAGAUGAUGACGAUGAUGACGAUGAAGAAGAAGACGACGACUACGCCGUCAAUGGUCCAAAAAUUGCAGAGGAUGACGACGAUUUGGACGACAGCCGUGAGGUGGUUGAGGAAGCUAAGGUGGAAGUCAAAGUUGUCGAGGAGGAAGAAGAUGAAGAAGAGCAAGAUGAUGAAGAGGGAGAGCACGUCAGAGAGGCCGCCAGCGCCGGCGACGAGGAAAGCUCAGGCUCGUUUCUUCAUACGCUCUCAGAGACAUCGAUAAAUGAGGGUCUGGAUGACUUCUUCUGCUACCAAGAUGAUACGGAUGACUCAUUAGAUUCCGCUUCCUAUAACGGCGAGGAAGACGAACGCCUGUACAGCACCGAGAGGCACGCACAGUCGUUAGAACCAACGCUCGACUCUACCGAGAAGCAAUCAGAACCGCAGCAGGAAUCUGCCACUGGUCAAACGGAAACUUCUCCCACCCGGCAAAGUCCGAUGACGGAUCGCCUGGACACAAUUUGUCUUUCUGCAGAGAAAUCCGCCGAGACCCAUGAACUAGAACACAAACCUCCAGAAGACGCAGAAUGUUCUGGUCCAUUCGACCAAACAAACGAUGAGAUCUCGGCAAAACAAUGUACAACGUUUCUCCAGGAAUCCAAACACGAGCCAUCUCCCCAAUCCACGUCUUUUGGGAUACCAGAGAUGACCAACCCAGGUAACCCGGUUCUUCAAAACCAAUCAACAGAUGAAGAACUUCUGAACGACGUCAGUCCCAAACAGCCCGACGAAACCAGAGAAGAUUCCAUUCCAGAAAGGGAUUCUUACAAAUUGCUCAUUAAGCCAAGUCGUUAUGUGUCGGGAAGCGAUGCGGAUGGCGGGGCGAGGAGAAUUUUAUCAUCACAUUGGUCCUCUGAUAAGGCUGAGCGAGAAGAUCGGAACAAGAAGAAUGAAAAUGGCAGAGGAGAGAUUGUCCAUUGCAGAGUUACCGAUUUGGCUUCCUUGACCACGGCUACUAAUGACCUGAACAAAGGUGUCCUUCCUCUCUCCAAUCCUAAAGACCCGAGUCCCAACCCCAGUAACAUCCCAAUCUCCACAUCUCCAGAAGUUAUUCUCGGCCUCGCAGACAAUCUGACUCUGACUCCUGAACAUUGUCCCGGUGACUCCGGUCAGGAGAACCUAAGUACCGACGAGAGGGUACUCGGAGCGUCUGGAUCGCCUCAUUCUCCUCUUGCCAUCUCGCCCAAAAGGGAGAACUCUGAAACAGAUACCAGACGGGGAAAUGAUCCUGAAGUCGGGAUUUGGUGUGAUGAUAAAACAGAAUUACAUUCUGGAUCCGUGUCUGAAUUUGAGGUUUGGGGAGCAGGGGAGUCGCUUUCCUUGUCUCUCGGGAAGAAGUAUGACUUUGAGGCUGACAGCGUACUCGUGUGUGACUCACGAGGCCCAAGGACGGAGACUCUCAACGUGAGUAGUGAAGCGUAUCAAAACUAUGGUGAUGCUUUUGGUCAUGUUCUGGAAGUGAAAGAUAACAGAAUGGAUGGAAAAAGCCAUCGGGAAGAAGAGAAUGAACUCCAGGGGACGUCCGUGUCCAAUUUGGUUGGUUGGAAGUCCAUUGAGGAGCUCUCAGAAGCAGGUGGAGGGGAAAGAAGAUUCCUGAAUGACGAUGUCAGCAAUUUAAAUCCUGAUAACGCAGACACACCAGAACAAGUAACAUGGAUGGAUUCCAACAAUAAUAACGACGCUACUUUUGAUUGCCUGCAAUUAGCAAUGCGCGAAGGACUGAAUCCUCUGUCGGAAGACGCCAGACCCGAUUGUGUGAGUGUCAAAGUCAGAGAAUCCGUUUCUAAUAUUCCACUUGAGGAGAUGCCGUUUGGGGACAAACAAGUAGCGGAAGACGCGUCUGGAUCGCAAACAACGCACUCCGACGUGGGCAAACCUGCAGCAAGCCAGCAUCUGAAAAGAAGUCAAGACGAUCAGACAAUCACCCCGGAUCAUAACAUAACGCUAACCUUACUGGACGGCUACUUUGGUUACUUUCACCCAAGAUGUAAAUCGAAUGCAGAUGAAGGUGCAAAAAAGGUUUUGCAAUCCGAAUCAGACGAGAAGUGGAUGGAGCCUGAAACUGGAAGCCAAAAAGCCAUGGAUGCCAGUUCUGUGACUGACAAACUUGCCGAUGAACCAAAGAUUCAAGAUGCCUUGACGGGACAGCUGUGUGAUCGUUUGAACUCAGGGAUGGAAGAAAAUACUAAGAAAUUAAAGAAGAGAUGUGCAAAGAAUGAUAAAAAGAUUACAGAAAGUCCCUCUUCUCCACAGACUACCUUGGAUAGUUUUGCACAAGACGAUACGGAAGGAGCACUUUGCACAGAGAAAGUUGGCGCCAGUAAGAAAGGCCGAAGACGGAAACAAAACAAGGCCUUGAAGGUGACCGCAAAUUUGGACUCCGGCCUUGACGUUCUUGAUGAAGAAAUAAUUCCCCUUGCUUCCAAAGACGCAAGCUCAAAUGCGUCUGACGGCCUUUCGGUUACAAAUAAGAGCAAAAACAAGAAAACUUCGUCAGUCCAGUGUCAACAGAAGAAAGACAAAACCGGAUCACAGGUUCAAAAGAGUCGCAACUGUGACACCAACACUCCAAUCAACCUCAAAGCUCCAAUAGAAACCAAUAAAGAACAAGAUGGCCGACAGGAAGUGCGCGACAACAGACAGGAAGUGCUUGGCGACAGACAGGAAGUGCUUGGUGACAGACAGGAAGUGCUUGGUGACAGACAGGAAGUGCUUGGCGACAGACAGGAAGUGCUUGGCAACAGACAGGAAGUGCUUGAUGACAGACAGGAAGUGCUCAACAACAGACAGGAAGUGCUCAGCAACAGACAGGAAGUGCUUGGCGACAGACAGGAAGUGCUCAACAACAGACAGGAAGUGCUCAGCAACAGACAGGAAGUGCUUGGCGACAGACCAGAAGUGCUCAACAACAGACAGGAAGUGCUCGACAACAGACAGGAAGUCCUCGACAACAGACAGGAAGUUCUCGACAACAGACAGGAAGUUCUCGACAACAGACGGGAAGUGCUCGAAUACCGACCGCCGACAAGCGGUGAGAGAAGAAUCCGAGUGGACAUUAACGACAACAACAUCGACCAUGACCAGAAUUCCCCACCGGAGGCUAUCGCACUAUGCACUUCAUUUUCCUCCCCCCUCCUUCAAACUUCCAAAGAGCCACCACGUGACCUUCCCACACCUGUGCAAGAAUCCCAACCUGCUCACCAACUCCCUCCCCUCAUCACAUCCUCUCCAGCCGCCACAAAUUCCUCCCAGCAAGUACUUUCCCGCCAAUUUCCUCCCGAUAACAAAAGCGCCACCCAUCCGACGACUCAAUCGGACUCAAGCGUUGCUUCGCCAUCUUUUGCCGUAUCCAAGCCAACCCAGGAAUCAUCUUCCAUCUCUUCACACCAUUACACCAAACAAGGCAGCACAAACAUGUCCAAAGUGGGGAGAAGAACAGACAGUGAGGAGGAUUGCGGACUCCCCAGAUGUGUUCAAGGGUCUGUGCUCAAAGCAGCGGCAAACCCAAGUGGAUCCACGGAGAGAAGUGCCACGUCUGAUCAAAAGGAAAGCCACCCGUUUGCUUCUCAUCGGCUAAACGACAAAGAAUCGGGCUAUUCAGUCAAGCGCAACCACGCAAUUUCUGAAGACUUCAAAAACAGUUCUCUAGUGUCCUGUAACGAGUCCGAUAGUGAGGGCUCGGUCCUUGAGCUAGAGGAGGAGCCAGUGAGACCUCCUCAACCGCAGUCCUUCUCCUCAGCAGACGAAGGGCCGAACAGAACCAAACAGAGCCGCAGUGAGAAAAAGGCCCGCAAGGCCAUGUCGAAAUUGGGUCUGAAGCCGGUCCACGGUGUGACCAGAAUAACCAUCAAGAAGUCCAAGAGUAUCCUGUUUGUCAUUAGCCGACCAGAUGUGUUCAAAAGCCCUGCAUCGGAUAUUUAUAUUGUAUUUGGGGAGGCCAAGAUUGAGGAUCUUUCUCAACAGGCUCACAAAGCUGCUGCAGAGAAAUUCAAGGUGCCUGUGACCUCUACUCCCUUGGCGCCCCCUGUCCCCCCCAGCCUGAGCAUCAAGGAGGAGAGUGAAGAGGAGGAAGAGGAGGUGGACAACGGGGGUCUGGAGCAGAGGGACAUCGAGCUGGUGAUGGCUCAGGCCAACGUGUCUCGAGCCAAGGCAGUGCGUGCGCUGAAACAUAACAAGAAUGACAUCGUGAACGCGAUCAUGGAGCUGACCAUGUGAGUGAUGUGGGUCGUUUGAAGCUUGACCUCCUCCUCGUCAACCUAAAGCCCAAACACAACCCCGUCUUGCUGCUACUGUAUGUUGCGUGUCCAAUACCUGCUAAAUAAAUAGCCUUUUAGGAUGCAAGCU
Messenger RNA from Syngnathus acus (greater pipefish), 6595 nucleotides. RefSeq names its product NAC alpha domain containing (gene nacad). The coding region runs from base 407 to 6466 and encodes 2019 amino acids. The record is from RefSeq and is a predicted model, not a curated record. NCBI's taxonomy places the organism in Eukaryota, Metazoa, Chordata, Actinopteri, Syngnathiformes, Syngnathidae. The transcript has 10 exons. Gene Ontology annotation, biological process: protein targeting to membrane. Gene Ontology annotation, cellular component: cytoplasm; nascent polypeptide-associated complex.